Molecule: messenger RNA, 2530 nt
Organism: Mizuhopecten yessoensis (Yesso scallop)
Lineage: Eukaryota; Metazoa; Mollusca; Bivalvia; Pectinida; Pectinidae
Product: neuropeptide S receptor-like
Exons: 1
Coding region: 75-1349 (424 amino acids)
Biological process (GO): G protein-coupled receptor signaling pathway
Cellular component (GO): membrane
Molecular function (GO): peptide binding; G protein-coupled receptor activity
Source: RefSeq, a predicted model, not a curated record
GGGAUAAAAAUGUGGUAGAAAUUUAUUGUGUUCACAAUGCUACACGUACUGUAUGCAAUAAAACUAUAUCGGAUAUGGAAAAUGAAAAAGAGGGCAACAUAGAAAUUUGGACACCUGACGUCAUACAACGUGUAGCUUCCAUUGUAGUCAUCAUGGUGCUAACUCUGGUCGGCAACACCGUCAUCAUUAUCAUCCUCACUUGCAGUAGGUACAGAAAAAGGAAUAGCCGUGUCAAUAUAUUCAUUAUUAAUCUGGCUGUUGGCGAUCUGACAGUCUGUGUGGUAACUAUGACAACAGAGAUAUUAUUCGUCGCGUUUGGUGAAUGGGUCCUAGGAGCUGCAGCGUGUAAGAUUCUCACAUACGUCCAAGUAGUGACAUUAGCAAGUACCACUUUUAUUCUCACUUCUAUGGGCUUCGACCGAUACAUGGCUAUCUGUCGGCCCCUGAAGUUCAGGAGUUCACACACAAGAGCUCGACGGAUGAUCAUUAUUUCAUGGGCACUUGCGUUUAUGUUCGCGAUACCUCAGCUCCUCAUUUUUGUGCAGACAAUUGACGAGGAACUUCCGAAUGGAGAGAUUCAAUAUGGCUGCCGUAGUCAAGGAUAUACAGCAAUGUGGCAACGGAAGAUUUAUUUCCUGUUCAUGACGAUGUAUAUUUUAGUAGUUCCUGCCAUUUUAUUAUCCUACUGUUAUGUAAACGUGGUGAUAGUUGUCUGGAGACAAGGCAAGCUUAUUACUGGUUCAAACACCUGUUCUUUACGGAAAUCCAUCGUCAAUACUAGUGCAAUACCAAGAGCUAAAAUUAAGACCGUCAAGAUGACAUUUUGCAUAAUUAUCAGCUUUAUCGCUUGUUGGACUCCGUAUUUUGUGACAACACUAACGAGGAUAUAUAGUGAUUACACAUACAAGUUUUCUCCGUCAGUCAUGGCUUUUGCCGAGACUUCAACUCUUUUACAAAGUGCUUUAAAUCCACUCAUAUAUGGAUUUUUCAAUAUACAGAUCAAACGAGGACUAAUGGAGGUGUUUUGUCCAAGUAGGAUUAACACAAGAGAACGUCAUGAGAUAUACAAUCAUGCAUCUGAUUGUCUCACAGUGUCCGGGGAUUUUAAGUGUACGAAUCGUGGCAUGCUCAAACUGAAGGAUCCCACCUCUUCGUCAAGUAGCGGAUCCUACGAUAGGGGGCGCUCAUCACACGGGUGCAUUAUUGCAGAGGCAAACACUAAUGGAUUUAAACUACGCGUACGUUUUCUGUCGAAAGAAAAGUUGUACAUUCAUGACCGUGUAAGUUAUUCUCGUUGUUCAGCAAAGGAAAAUGACAAUGAACACAUUACCUGUGAUAGUGUUAUGUAAAUAGGUGAUAUAUGACGUCAUGUCACAAAGGUAAAAACACACUAUUUUAUAUAGACGAAAGUACAACGUAUGAUCUUGGAAGAAAGCCAUUUGAGAUUUUGAUACUGCAAUUGCAUAAGAAAAGUUUAGGUAGAACGUCAUCAAUACGCCAUAUCUUAUUAUAAAUGGUGCUCAGGUAACAUGACCAUUUACGACGAAGUCUUUGUAUUGGCUGAUAUCAAGUCAAUGGAUGGUGUCGAUCAGGAAUACAAACUGGUCAGUGAUCUUAUGUCAUCGUGACGUCAGAAAAGACUGUGUAAGUGUUGAUUGGUGUCAUGUGUAGAAAACUCAACUUAGCACAUCACAAUCAAUUGUUUAUGCUUUGACGUGAUAUCUUAUACAUAUGCAUAGCUAAUGAGAUAACGUCCCGUAUGACUGAUCAGGUAAUACAGAAUUAUUUGUACUAUGACGUCACUAUUUCAUAUCUUAUCCACGUUUAUGUAAAGACUACAUAAUAUAAUUUGCUAAUUCACAUCUGUUUAUUUGCUGACGUAGGGAUCGAAGAGUCGUAAUACACAAUAGUUUAUUGGAAGGUGUCGAUCAGGAAUUUAUUUAAAUUUAUAAAUGAUAAUAUAUCAUAAUAUAUCUGAUAUAUAAGUAAUAAGUAGCUUUUAAUGGAAAGCAAAAGAUAAAAUGUAAAUCCGUAGAAAAGUCAUUCAUUGUUAAACCACUUACCUCUGUACAUUCCAUAUUUCUAAGAUGAGCAGUUUGACUGUUUUAACAUAGAAAGGUUAGAAAGUACAUGAACUGAAUUGCCAUUUCCAUUUUACGUCUAUUCUUAUUCGUUUCAUAAAAAAUAUUGGUAUACAUUAUGUAUGAACGAUUUGUCCUUGUUCUGCCGAUUCAGUUUGUACACCUUAAAUGCAGUUAAUCAUCGCACAGAUUCACCCUCUUGAGGCUUGUGAACUACACCAUACAUUGAACGUUAUUGUGAUUGAUAAUGGGGCCCAUUGGAAGAAUUUGACAGGACAGAAACAUUCUGAUGUUUUCAAUAAACUGCUAAGAUUGAGGGGCACAGAUAAAUGUUACCGGUGUACGACAACUUUGCCCCUUAUACAGCGCGGAUGAAUCGUUUCAACGAAGAUUCUGACUGGUUUGUCAAACAUAACCCUUUUGCUCAUAUUGUUAAUGGUGAACGAAUA